Molecule: messenger RNA, 2086 nt
Organism: Gymnodraco acuticeps
Lineage: Eukaryota; Metazoa; Chordata; Actinopteri; Perciformes; Bathydraconidae
Gene: tbxtb
Product: T-box transcription factor Tb
Exons: 8
Coding region: 129-1433 (434 amino acids)
Biological process (GO): mesoderm formation; regulation of transcription by RNA polymerase II; cell fate specification
Cellular component (GO): nucleus
Molecular function (GO): DNA-binding transcription factor activity, RNA polymerase II-specific; RNA polymerase II cis-regulatory region sequence-specific DNA binding
Source: RefSeq, a predicted model, not a curated record
GAGCUGUCCAUGAAGUCCAGAGACCUGAGAUAACUGAGUGUGGAGACGCAGGAACAGGAGAGAUAUUUCGUUUUUUUUUAAAUAAGACCUGUGAUUACAUACAUUCAGCCCUGGAGCUGUUGGACAGGAUGGCCUCCGGCGAGUGUCCCGAGAAGGCCAGUCAGAGCCGGGUGGACCACCUCCUCAGCGCCGUGGAGAGUGAGCUGCAGGCCGGCAGCGAGAAGGGAGACCCCACGGAGAAGGAACUCAGCGUGUCCCUGGAUGAGAAGACGCUUUGGCAGAAGUUUAAAGAACUUGUAAAUGAAAUGAUAGUUACAAAGAAUGGCAGGCGGAUGUUUCCGGUGCUGAAAGUGAACAUAUCUGGAUUGGAUCCGAACGCCAUGUAUUCAGUUUUGCUGGACUUUGUGUCUGCGGACAAUCACAGGUGGAAGUACGUGAACGGGGAGUGGGUCCCCGGGGGCAAACCUGAACCCCAGACCCCCAGCUGCGUGUACAUCCACCCGGACUCUCCAAACUUCGGGGCACACUGGAUGAAAGCGCCCGUCUCUUUUAGUAAAGUCAAACUCACAAAUAAACUGAACGGAGGAGGUCAGAUAAUGUUAAAUUCAUUACAUAAGUACGAGCCACGCAUGCAUAUAGUGCGUGUUGGAGGCCCGAGGAGAAUGAUCACGAGCCACGCUUUCCCAGAGACGCAGUUCAUUGCAGUAACGGCUUACCAAAACGAGGAGGUGACUGCUCUUAAAAUAAAGCACAACCCUUUUGCCAAGGCCUUCCUAGAUGCAAAGGAGAGAAGUGAUCACAAAGACAUGCGAGAAGAUGCCAAUGAAAACCAGCAGUCAACUUACUCUCCAUUAGGUGGUUGGUAUAUUCCAGGCACAAGCUCUCUCUGCCCUCCUGUGAGUCCUCACAGCCAGUUUGGGGGUCCCAUCUCCCUCUCGCCAUCCCACGGCUGUGAGCGCUACUCCACCCUGAGGAACCACCGCUCUGCCCCCUACAGCAGCCCCUAUGCCCAUCGAACCAACUCGCCCAUUGGUUACUCUGAUAACUCGUCCGCCUGUCUGUCGAUGCUCUCACCCCACGACAACUGGUCCGGUCUGCAGUUGCCAACACACUCCAGCAUGAUGCCCAUGGCCCACAAUUCCCCUUCCGGUACCAACUCAAGUCAGUACACCAGCAUGUGGUCUGUGAGUAACCCGCCCCUGACCCCCGUGUCCCAGAGUGAGGGGAUGAACAACAGCCUGAGCUCGCAGUUCCUCCGAGGGUCCGGCAGCCACUACCCCGGCCUGUCUCACUCCGUCACAGCGCCCUCCUCUGGCUCUCCUAUGUACGACAGCGGCCCAGCCACGGAGCUGCACGACACGGCUCAGUACGACACCUCUCCACACGGGAGGCUACCUUCAGCCUGGACUCCUGUCACACCCCCGUCCCUCUGAUGGAGGUGCAUGUGUCAUCAAGUGAUGUCUGCAGGAGGCUUGGCAGGCUGUAACUUUAAAGCAGCAAAUAAGUAUUUGUUCCCAAAUCAAUUGGCAAAAGACUGUUUUCAAUUAUGUGACACUACAAUCAAUCUAUAUGGAAAAAAUGUCCACUUCUUAAUUGGUACUAUUGAGAGAGACUUCGAAUUAUUGAAGGAGCUCUUUAAAAAUGUGCUUUGCUCUCUAUAAAUUACAGUGUAUUUUUUGUUUUUAACAUAUGUUUACGUUAUUUCCUUUUUUUUCCUUUUCAUUUUGUAAAUGUUUUUGUUUAGCAUAGCAUGAAACAACAUAUUCUUUUAAUGUUUGUGGGCCAAAAUCCCUUUAUAAUCUGCUUAUAUUAAGCAUAACUCCAUGAUAUUCACAGCAGAAGGCAUGAAGAUGACAAUGUCGAAGGAUUUUUAACAUUGUUAAUAGUGUAAAUGAUUAAAAUAAUUUUGUUUUACAAUGUAAAUAGAUAACUUAUGCUCUCACAAUGACGCCAUUUGAGAUAUUAUGUUCCAGGUUAUUUUAAAAAUUAAAUGAAAAAUGGAUCAAUGUUAAUAUUCUGCAAUGCAGACAAUAUACAACUUUCCAGAUCAUUAAAAAAACAUCAUUGCACAAUUCACUACUUUUUA